Molecule: messenger RNA, 933 nt
Organism: Contarinia nasturtii (swede midge)
Lineage: Eukaryota; Metazoa; Arthropoda; Insecta; Diptera; Cecidomyiidae
Exons: 3
Coding region: 410-799 (129 amino acids)
Source: RefSeq, a predicted model, not a curated record
CAAAAUCUGACGUUUGUGUCCCACAGUGAAUGAUUUCGUAAUUUUGAUGGAAAUUUAGAGAAUAAACAAAAAAAAAUAAUAAACGAAAUUAUCUCGGCACAGUUACUACGUCAUUGUUAUACGUUAUUAUCGAAGGGAUUAGUUAAUGCGGCAUACGUGUCCCACAAGAGAGCGAUUUGUAAAUAAAACGUCAGUUAAAAAACAAAUUUACGAUCACAGUACACAUUGCAAUCGUAUUACAAUAAAAGUCCGAUCCGCAUUUGAAAAACAACACAGUAUUUUUCAGAAAAUCAUUCAAAGAGCAUCAUUUACGAAAUAUUGUGACAGCAACUUUAACCACUGAGUAUUUUUGAAAUAAUUCAAAGAAAAGUCAUUCCAUUCGAAGCACGUGAAGAAAAAAGACACAACAAUGGCAUAUAGUCGCGAAGAGUUUCACAAAAUGCCGAAAUACACUGCAUAUGGCAACGGUGACAUCCGAGCCCAAUUGGCCGAAUUCAUUAUGAACUUUGAAUUUCCACGUGAUGUGGUUUCGAUUCUGAUCGCUGCUUUAGUAUUUUACAUCACAUUGAGACUGUUACGAUUCUCAAUUCAACUCUUCGCCUCACUGCUGCGUCCAAUUGUUUUUGUUCUUCUCAUUUUGAUUGCAUUGCCAUACCUCUACGAAAUGAAAUCGGGCGUCGUAUCAAAUCAAACAGUUCGCAAUGUCUAUUCAUCGACCGAAACAUUUUUCGGUUAUGUGUACAAUACGUUGAAUUCCAUUUAUACGCACACAAUUCGUUUUUAUGCCAAACAGUUUUAGUUUUAUGUAUUCAUAAGAUGAAUCGUUCAUAUUAUAAAAGACCAUCCAAUGUGUAUUCCAAAGAAUUUGUUGAAAGUCACAAAAUUCUUCUUGCCCAAAACGUUACCAAUAAAUAAAAUGUAUGAAACAAAAAC